UUACAUUCGAAUUUCCUCAACUACAACCUGACACGUAUUGGCGUAACAAAAUUGAGCUGCACGUUAAUUAUAUUUUUUUCAGUACAAGAGAAAAAGAAUAAAGAUGACUUGAUUAAAGUUACAGUAAAGAAAUAUGUCUAAAUUUAAACGGAGGCCAUUGGAGAAACUCCAUCAACUGGAACAUGCCCUUGAACCAAAGGCCAAGGAAGUCAAACAGUCAAUAUGUUCAUUCUCCUUCUUUGUUGCGGCUGUGAAGACAUUUUGUUUGGUUGUGUUUUUCUACACAUUUUCCAUUGGACUGACUUUUUACAACCAAAGAUUCAUAAGGCAUUUUGAAGUCCCCCUUUCACUCACGAUGGCUCACUUAAUUGUCAAGUUCAUGAUAUCUGCAUUCCUGAGGACACUGCUAUCCAUGUACCUUAAAGAAGACAGGGUUGUUCUUCCGUGGAAUGAAAAUCUCAAAAGGAUAGCACCAACAGGCAUUGCCAGCAUUAUGGAUAUAGCAUUAUCAAACUGGAGUUUUGAAUUCAUUACUGUAUCUUUAUAUACCAUGACGAAAUCAACAGCUGUGAUAUUUAUUUUAGGAUUUUCACUAUUAUUCAGAUUAGAAAAACCUAGGCUGGUCCUGGUUGUAGUGGUGCUAUUUAUAGCAGGAGGACUGUUCAUGUUCACAUUCCACUCCACACAGUUCAACAUGAAGGGCUUUGUGAUGGUGCUCUCAGCCAGUCUGCUGUCUGGACUCAGGUGGACUCUGGCUCAGCUUGUCACUCAGAAAAACAAACUAGGUUUGCAUAAUCCAUUAGAUUUGAUGUAUCAUGUCCAACCAUGGAUGAUUAUUGGACUGCUUCCAUUAUCAGUUUAUUUUGAAGGAAUAAAACUGAGCACAAAAGAGGACUUUUUUGCAUACACAGAGACAUCGUUAAUCCUGCGAAAUCUUGGUCUUGUCUUCCUGGGGGCAUUAAUUGCAUUCUUUCUGGAAUUUAGUGAAUUUUUAUUGUUAGCUAGCACAUCCAGUCUUACAUUAUCAAUAGCUGGGAUAUUUAAGGAAGUUUGCACUCUGUACUUAGCAGCUAGUGUCAAUGGAGAUCGUAUGAACUUUGUCAAUGGAAUAGGACUCAUUGUGUGCUUGCUUGGCAUCUCCAUUCAUGUCAUAGUUAAAGCCAUGUCUGCUCAUGAAGAAAAAAAGAAUGGAAUGUUAGUGCAAAAUGAAGAAGCCAUGCAGAUGUUACGAGCAGAUGAUUCGGAGUCGGAAGAAAGUGAUAUUUUUAAUGCCAUAUCAGACAGAUAGCAAACAAGGAAGUCAUUUUGACCAAAUUUCUUUACUGUUAUUUAUAUGAUGUUAAUUUCAACUCCGUCUUGUUAAUUUAUGUUACUGAAUAUGUCAUUAAAAUAUGAAAAUGUC
Magallana angulata is the source of this 1402-nucleotide messenger RNA. RefSeq names its product solute carrier family 35 member C2-like. Gene Ontology annotation, biological process: UDP-glucose transmembrane transport. Lineage: Eukaryota; Metazoa; Mollusca; Bivalvia; Ostreida; Ostreidae. The transcript has 10 exons. Bases 134 to 1288 code for a protein of 384 amino acids. Gene Ontology annotation, cellular component: cis-Golgi network; Golgi apparatus; endoplasmic reticulum-Golgi intermediate compartment. The record is from RefSeq and is a predicted model, not a curated record. Gene Ontology annotation, molecular function: antiporter activity.